CAUAUUCCAAAAUCAACCAUUACCAUCUCGAAACGUGGAUAAAACUCCAAAGAUAUUCCAUUUCCGCAACAAAAAGUUAAGUCCUUUUGCAGCCCCCUCCCCUGCAAAACCCUUUUUUUUUUCCUUCUCCCACGUAAACCCUUCACAUGAAACGUUAAUCCUUUACGCACCUAACCUUCCUCCUCUCUCGGAAAUCCGCCAUUUCCCCCUCUCCCUUUGGAAAAUGGUGGAGAAUGGAGAGACAGUUUCAUUAGAGUUUUACAGUUUUCUUUCCCUUGUUUGAUCGUUGAAUGGGAAAGAAAUAGAGAAACAGCGAACAUCUCGUUUUUCUACGCUUUCUUACUACACCUAUAUAUACUCAACAGACUCUUCGUUUUCUUUUGUCAAUACCCAUAAAACCGAAACCCUUUUCGUUUCAUCACGUUUCUCUGCGUUUGCUUUUCUUUGAUAGGUGUUUUUUUAGUGGUUUUUAGUUUUUGCUCGGUUUUGUUUCUUCAAGCUUUCAACUGGAAGGGAAAAGAAACAAAAAAAAAAAAAGACCCGGAGUGAUAUGUUUACUGAGUCAACUAGGAAACUAGCUCGCCCAACCAGACCCCGCUACCUCCCUCCGCAGUUGAGACCCCAAAAUGCUAAUGUUGUAUCUCCUGAUACUGGCGCCGCUGAGUUAACUCGCCCACGUUUCAGCCGUUUCAACUUGCCUCAACCUGCUCGAACCACCCGCGGCAGUGGACCCCGGUUUACCAACCGCCGAAACCCAAACUGGGAAGAUGAAAAGUUCGAUGAGUUAGAGGUCAUUGAUGACACGUCAGAAGAAACAAACGAAACCAACUUCGACGCCUAUGAGGAUAUUCCGGUGCAAGCAAGCGGCGAGAACAUACCACCGCCGGUGGAGACCUUCGCGGAGAUCGAUUUGGGGGAUGGUUUGAAGCAAAACAUAAGGAAGUGCAAGUAUCUGAAGCCAACUCCAAUCCAACGCCAUGCGAUUCCUAUAGCGGUUGCGGGUCGGGAUUUGAUGGCUUGUGCACAAACUGGGUCAGGUAAAACGGCUGCAUUCUGUUUUCCUAUUAUUUGUGGGGUUCUGAAGGAUCAGUUGUUGCUUGCUUGUCGUGAUGGAAGACCGGUGGCGUGUCCCCUUGCUCUUAUUUUGGCUCCUACCAGAGAGUUGUCUUGUCAGAUACACGAGGAGGCAAAAAAGUUUGCUUAUAGGACUGGGGUUAAAAUCGUUGUUGCAUAUGGAGGGAAGCCUAUUUCUCAGCAGUUACGCAACUUAGAAAAAGGUGUUGACAUAUUAGUUGCUACUCCUGGACGAUUGGUGGAUAUGAUUGAGAGAGCAAAACUUUCUCUUGGAAUGAUAAAGUAUCUAGCCUUAGAUGAGGCAGACCGAAUGUUGGAUAUGGGCUUUGAGCCUCAGAUUCGUAAGAUUGUCGAGAAAAUGGACAUGCCUCCACCUGGAACAAGGCAGACAAUGCUUUUCAGUGCUACGUUUCCUGAUGAGAUACAGAGACUUGCUUCUGAUUUCCUUUCAGACUAUGUAUUUCUGGCUGUUGGAAGGGUUGGUUCAAGCACUGAUUUGAUUGUCCAGAGAGUUGAAUUAGUUCAGGAGAUUGACAAAAGAAACCAUCUUUUGGAUCUUCUUCGUUCUCAAAAGUCCAAUGGAACCUGUAUUAAGCAUGCUCUAACUCUAGUUUUUGUGGAGACAAGGAGAGGUGCAAAUGAGUUGGAACGCUGGUUGUCAAUGUAUGGUUUUCCGGCAAUUGCAAUACAUGGUGACAAAGUUCAGAUGGAAAGAGAGCACGCUCUGAGAUCCUUUAAAAGUGGUGCUACUCCAAUUUUAGUUGCUACAGAUGUUGCUUCACGAGGACUUGAUAUCCCUCAUGUAGCACAUGUUAUUAAUUUUGAUUUGCCAAAAAACAUAGAUGACUAUGUGCACAGGAUAGGGCGAACAGGCCGUGCUGGGAAAUAUGGCCUGGCUACCGCAUUCUUCAGUGACAAGAACUUGCCACUUGCAAAGCCAUUGACUGAAUUAAUGAAGGAAUCAAAUCAGGAAGUGCCAUCUUGGCUAAUCGAAUAUGCUGAGAAUUCCUCCUUUAGUGGUGGUGGUGGUGGUGGUUGGGCUAAACACGCUGCAGGCAAUUUUGGUGGUUAUGAUUUCCGAAAAGGCAUUGCAUCUGGGAAUGAGAGUAGUUACUAUUCAAGCACUUAUAAUGAUGCUAACGCUGUACCUGCCAUUGGUGGUUAUUAUGUUGCUGCUAGUGCUAAUGCUCAAACUUUUCUUGGCGGUGCUGACUUCUAUGCUGAUCCUUACACGUUAUCUGCUAAUGCUGAUUAUUUGGUUGCAAGUAAUGCAAAUCUCUAUCCUGCUGCGCCACAUGAAUAUGCAUAUAGUUUUGGAUCGGUUGUUGCCAGUGGCUGGGACUAGAUUUGCAUCCCUCCUUGUUCAUGGCUUCAUUUGAUAGGCAUGUUAUAUGAAUAGUUUGGAAUGCAAUAGCUGUUGAAGACCAACCCAAGCAUAGGUUGGAGAUAGGCAUGAUGAACUGUCAUCAGAUUUCAGACUUUUAUGGGUUUAGCAUAUUCCAGUUGAUGUUCAAAACCAGAUGACUGCCAUGUUUGUUGGUCAUCUUUUGUACUGAAAAAUUGACCAAUUUAUAUACUUUAUAUUGGCUGGCUAGAUGUUGGAAUCAUGUUUGCUGUGUAAUUUAAUUGAUAAGCCAACAAUUUGUGAAAUGCUUUAAUAGAAUGAGCAUCCAACCAUCCCCU
Molecule: messenger RNA, 2757 nt
Organism: Durio zibethinus
Lineage: Eukaryota; Viridiplantae; Streptophyta; Magnoliopsida; Malvales; Malvaceae
Product: DEAD-box ATP-dependent RNA helicase 52B-like
Molecular function (GO): ATP binding; RNA helicase activity; nucleic acid binding
Source: RefSeq, a predicted model, not a curated record